Messenger RNA from Centropristis striata (black sea bass), 802 nucleotides. Its product is annotated as zinc finger protein 782-like. The record is from RefSeq and is a predicted model, not a curated record. The transcript is spliced from 2 exons. Gene Ontology annotation, molecular function: RNA polymerase II cis-regulatory region sequence-specific DNA binding; DNA-binding transcription factor activity. Gene Ontology annotation, biological process: regulation of transcription by RNA polymerase II. The coding region runs from base 1 to 684 and encodes 227 amino acids. NCBI's taxonomy places the organism in Eukaryota, Metazoa, Chordata, Actinopteri, Perciformes, Serranidae.
AUGGAGCAGAACCAGGACCCGGAGGACUCCAGUAGACCAGCAGCAGGCUCUGAUAGCACCGAUGUUCAGGAAGGAAGAGAGAGACUCAAACGGCACCACUGUCAGCUCUGUGACAAAACCUACUCAACAGCUGGAGGUUUAAAGGUUCAUCUCCGCAUCCAUACUGGAGAGAGACCUUACAGCUGUGACCAAUGUGGGAAGACUUUUAAUGAAAAACAGAGCCUGAGAAAACAUCAACGCAUCCACACUGGAGAGAAACCUUACAGCUGUGACCAAUGUGGGCAUGCUUUCAGUCUACUACAGAGCCUGAGAGAUCAUCAACGCAUCCAUACCGGAGAGAAACCUCACAGCUGUGACCAAUGUGGGAAGACUUUCUCCUGCUUACAAGGCCUAAGACAACAUCACCGCAUCCAUACUGGAGAGAAACCUCACAGCUGUGACCAGUGUGGGAAUGCUUUCAGUCGACUAAACAGCCUGAGAAGUCAUCAACGCAUCCAUACUGGAGAGAAACCUUACAGCUGUGACCAAUGUGGAAAAACUUUUUCUCACAGUAACAGCCUUGAAUACCACCGACGCAUCCACACUGGAGAGAAGCCGUACUGGUGUGACCAAUGUGGGAAAACCUUUUCUCAGAGUUCUAACCUUAAAACUCAUCAAUGGGUUCACACUGGAGAGAAACCCUAGUGGUGAGACGAAGGCAGGAAAAAAUUUUCUCUGAGUGGUAUUUUUUUAGAAAAAAUAAAAGUUGUUAGAGCAUUAUUAGUAGCCUUUUUUCUUUUUAAUAUCUACAUCAUAAGAUUGU